UCGCAGCACGCUGUGCGGCCCCGCGCGCCGAGUUGGUUCUGCGACUCACGGCCUUCCGGUGCCUUCAGAGGGCGGUGCAUCCUUGAGGAGGGGGAGCGCCGGGAGAUGCCGGGUGGGGGUCAGUCUCGAGGCCCCAAGAGAAAAAGAAAUCGGGAUGCAGAGUACCCGUCCUUUCCAGGAGAGAGUCCCCUACCAUGCAGACGAGCAGGGCUCAGGACCAUGGGGACCGUGGCUUCCCUGUCUGAAGCAUGGCUCAGGUGUGGAGAAGGAUUUCUGAAGAGUCCUGGCACUCCGUCAUUAACAGCUGAAAAGAAGACUACUACAGAAAAACACCUUGAAUUAUCCUGUCGACCCAAGAAAGAACCUACCACCUCUAAGAAUACCAGUGGGCUUGCAGCUAUAACGUGGAGUUCUAGUGGAAGUGAUCUGUCAGAUGAAGAUAAAACAGCUUUUAAAUCACAAAGAGAUAAUGGAUAUCAUUCUAGAACAGGCAGGUGUUGUAACAGCAACAUUUUAUGUCCAGAAGAUGGGGCCAGUGAAGAUGACCUGCAGGUUAUUGACUGGGAGAUUGACAGUGAGAGGGAAGAUGCUUGUGAAUGUGAUGAAUUUGAAGAGUGUGAAAGUGUGGUGGAGAUAUCUGACUGUGCUUCCGGCGCAAGCAGUCGUUCUUUGACACCAGCAGAGACGCCACCUGAGCUUCCUAAGACAAAUCGUACAGAGAUUUUAGAGUAUUCAUCAGAUAGUGAAGAAGAUGACGGCUCUGAGAACGUUUUGCUCAUUGAUUCAGAAUCCUCUCACAAAUACCACAUGGAUUUUGGAUCAGAUGGAAGACAGGUUACAGAGAGACGAAAAAACCUGCGGGUAGAAUCUACGGAGACCAUUUUGCAGACACCCAAGAAACAGACAAAACUUCCCAAGACUCCAGAGACCAUUUUGCAGACACCCAAGAAACAGACAAAACUUCCCAAGACUCCAGAAAGUUCAGCAAAGAGGAAGAAGCUUUUAAGAGGCGGGCUAGCAGAAAGACUAAAUGGACUGCAGAAUCGAGAGAGAUCCACCAUUUCUUUGUGGAGACAUCAGGGUCUUUCUUACCAAAAGACACUUUCAGGUAUAAAAUCUGGUGUCUUAACUGUGAAGAUUCUAGAGCUGCAUGAGGAGUGCACUGUCCACGUCGCCACGUGUAGGCAGCUGUCAGAGCCACAGGCUGACGGCCCUUCUCAGGGUGGAGCCACGGGGGCCAGCCUGAAGGUUCUCUUCACCAAGGAGACUGCCCACUGUCUCAGGGGGCGUCCACAGGAUGUUGUCCACAUCUAUCCUCCCUGGCAAAAGCUUAUUAUCCCAGGUGGAAGUUGCCCUGUUAUUCUGAAUACUUACUUUUGUCAGAAAGUUGUUGCCAAAGAAGAUUCAGAAGCAUCACGUGAUGGGCACGAGUAUUACACGCCCUGUCCGAGGAGGAGCAGCACUCUGGCUCAGAUGUUCCAGUUUAAGAGUCUAACCGAUAGCUCACCCGAAAGCAAGGUUCUGUGUGAUAGUCACACUGCGGUGGGCACAGACCGGACCCUCCAUCCUGAACAAGUGGAGCCGUGCGUCCCCAGCCAAGCUCCUCUGAGGGACUCUCUGCUGGAUGCAGUCGAGAGCCACGGAGCUGCCACCUGGACAGGAGUGGGCGUGCGAGUGGUGGUGCAGAGAGUGUACUCCCUGCCCUGCAGAGGCCAGCAGGCAGACAGCACAGACCCAACCAGGGCACGAGUCUGCCUUCUUGUACAAGAUGCCCUUGGACUCUUCAGUGAGGUGCGCUCGGAGGGCGGCAUCCUGAAAGACAGGCAGCUGGAGGGGAAGUGCUGCAGGCUGUCAGGCAUGAAGGUUCUGCAGAAGGUCACCAGAGCAAGGAUGGCUGAGCUUUUUAGUUUGAUUGACACCAUGUGGCCUCCACGGGCAGCUCUGAAAGCAACAGGCCCUGGCACAGCCUUCGAGGAGAAAACUCAUUUGCAUCCUCCUAGCUUCUGUUACAUCCUCAGCGCUCAUCCAGACGUGGGGCAGAUUGAUGUAAUUGAAGACGACCCUGUUGCGGAACUUUACCAGCCACCGACUCCCCGCUUCUUAAAAGAAAUUCUGCAGACGGACGGCCUCUGUACCCAUUGCAGCUUCUGUGCCAGAGUGAUUUACCGGAGACCACAGGCAAACAGUUUGUUUCUGGAGCCAAGGGAGAUGUGGCUGGUGGUGACCGACAUUACUCUGCAGACGCUGGACGAGGACUCAAGCCUCCCCAGAACCGUGCCUGUGCGUGUGGCUGCCUCAUGCCUGCUGGACCAGGAGGUCCGGGAUGCUCUCUGCAAGGCCACCUCCCAGAGCUUCCUCUUCCGGGAUGCUCUCCGAGACCAGGGUCAGAUUGUCUGUGUUGGCCGAACUGUCCUCCUGCCUCUGAAACCUCGUGAGGGUGUGACCGUGGGUGCCUGGGAGCUGACAGGCCCCCUGCGUCUGGAUGAGCUGGGCCCUGGCACUCGGGUCAACUCCAUUUGCAGCAUCCAAGGCACCGUGGUUGCUGUGGACGAGAGCACCGCCUGCUCGUGGCCUGUGUGUGAUCUGUGUGGCAGCGAGAGACUGGAACGGAGCCUGGCAGACAGCAGCGGCACCUUCUCCUGUGGGGACUGCUCCCACGUGGUCACCAUGCCCAUCCUCAGGAGGCACCUGCAGGUCUUCCUGGACUCCCCCUCGAGACCCCGGUGCACAGUCAGGGUCAAGCUGCUACAAGACAGCAUCUCUUCGCUCCUGAGGUUCGCUGCCUGCGAGGAUGGGAGUUACGAAGUGAGGAGUGUCCUCGGAAAGGAGGUGGGGCCGUUAACCUGUUUUGUCCAGUGCAUCACCACCCACCCGACCAGCAGCGUGGGAUUGGAGGAGGUUGAGCUCCUGAGCGAGGGGAGAGCCUCUUGAGAACACUGGCAACGGCCACGGGAUCUGUGAACUUUACCAAGUGGCUGAGAGGUGGUGGUGGUUUGGGUAAUUUCUUAACCCUGGGCAAAGUGAAUGUACUUUAUGAUCUUGAAAUGGAACUUCAUGUUAGUAAAAUGGCUUUGUAAACUAUAAAUCAAAAUACUUUUUUCUAUGAUUAUAUAUUUUUUAUUACCUUUCUGCAUGUUAAAGCUUAAAUAAGCUUCAGGCCUUCGUAUUUAUUUUAGAUAAUACAGUAGAAAAAAUUA
Bubalus bubalis (water buffalo) is the source of this 3197-nucleotide messenger RNA. It is a transcript of the gene SPIDR, whose product is annotated as scaffold protein involved in DNA repair. Gene Ontology annotation, biological process: regulation of establishment of protein localization to chromosome; double-strand break repair via homologous recombination. Lineage: Eukaryota; Metazoa; Chordata; Mammalia; Artiodactyla; Bovidae. The record is from RefSeq and is a predicted model, not a curated record. The transcript is spliced from 20 exons. Bases 106 to 2931 code for a protein of 941 amino acids. Gene Ontology annotation, cellular component: nuclear chromosome; nucleoplasm.